AUGGCUGCUGAGAUUCCUACUUCCGUGAUCCAGAAGUUGGUGUUUUUCACCGGGGCUAUGAUAAUCUUUCCCAUUUUCACAUUUUUUGUGUGUCAGUAUUUGUUUAGCAACAACGCUCUUAUAAGUGGAGGUAUAGCUGCAUUAAUGGCGAAUGUGGUGUUGAUAGGCUACGUAGUAGUAGCGUUCACGGAGGACACCUCGCUGUUGGCUGAUGAGAAGGUUGAGACCAAGAAGGAUAUUUGA
This is a messenger RNA of Scheffersomyces stipitis CBS 6054, 243 nucleotides long. RefSeq lists its product as uncharacterized. The record is from RefSeq and is a predicted model, not a curated record. The transcript has 2 exons. The coding region runs from base 1 to 243 and encodes 80 amino acids. Gene Ontology annotation, cellular component: endoplasmic reticulum membrane. Lineage: Eukaryota; Fungi; Ascomycota; Pichiomycetes; Serinales; Debaryomycetaceae. Gene Ontology annotation, biological process: vacuolar proton-transporting V-type ATPase complex assembly.